UGUGUGGUGUAGAUAUUUUAUUGUGAUAGAUUUUUUUUAAUAGCGGUUCGAAAACCAAUGACUCAUGAUUUUGAGUAGACCUUAUGUAGUGAUUUGGUGGGUUAUCAAUAUCUGAGAGGGGUUCUCCUAUAUAUAUGAAGGAGUGCAGCGUAUGCGCGGCCGCAGCGGCUGCGGCGGCGGCGGCUGCAGCGUGGACCCACCAGGGUACAGAUAGUAAUAAGGCGACAGCACCAGCAUCGCCAGUAGUUACCAACGGUACAUCCGGUUCACCUGUUUAUACAAAAAGUUGUGCCGGUGGAGCGAGUGGGAGUGGCGUGGUAGGAGUGACGCGGCGUGGUCGGUGCAAGUGGUUCAAUGUGGCUAAAGGAUGGGGAUUCAUUACACCUGAUGACGGUGGACAAGACGUCUUUGUGCAUCAGAGCGUCAUCCAAAUGCCCGGAUUUCGGUCACUAGGAGACGAAGAAGAGGUGGAAUUUGAGUGCAAGGAGUCCGAUAAGGGUUUGGAAGCAACACGGGUAUCAGGUCCUUCUUCAGUUGACUGCCAAGGCUCCCAUCGCCGUCCUUUAUCAAAGAAGAGAUUCAGAAAAAUGCGUUGCUAUAAUUGCGGUGAAUUCUCUAAUCACAUAGCAGCAAAGUGCAGCAUGGGUCCACAACCAAAGAGAUGUCAUAACUGUAAGAGCGAAGAUCACCUCAUUGCCGAAUGUCCUUUAAAGAAGAAAGACGAUCGUCAAUCAAAGGGUUCUGGCAGCUCCCAAGGAAGUCAGUUAGGCAGCCCGCAGUCGUAAUCGCAUCGUUCAUUCUAGUUUGCGUUACAAAACGUGUUUAGCAUUUAUUCGUUAAAGCAUUAUGUUUACAUUAAGGAACCUAAACUAAUGUCUUGUAAGUUCGAUUAGUGUGAAAAACGAAAUUGCUAUCAAAAACAGUUUUUCCGAUAUCAUGACAUUCGCAAUGUAUUAGAACAAAUAUUUUUUCUAAUAUUCUAAAUUUUACAUUUACCUAGAAAUAUGAGUAUUUUGGUUGUAAAAGCGUAACGAAUCCCGUCUACCUCAAUAUGGCCAAUAAUAUAAAAUAGUUACAGUAUGAAUUAUAGAAUUAAGCACAAGACUGAUCAGUACAAAUCCAUAAUGUAGUAGUACAAAACUUUACACUUAAUAAUUUAAUGGAUAGAAACUUUAUAAUUAAGUUCUGCAAAAGUAACGUAAGUACAAAAUUUAUGUGUUCGAGUGUCAAUAUUUUAAUUAAUUUACUUUAUAUUGUGUUUACCCAAAGUGUGUGUAUAUCAUUAUUAUUAAUUUUGUUGCUAUUUUAUAUUAUGACAAACUUUAUAUUUAGUUAUAACCAGAAUUAGAUUAGAAGUAUUAUAUCUGGCUAUGAAUAUUACGAGGAAGUUUUAAAAUCCUAGACUCUAGGAAAUUUGAAUAGUUUUAACACCGUUAUAGUAUAAAUAUUGCAAUUUUGCAAUAAUUUAAGUACCUAAUAAAACUACCUCUAAUUUAAAAAGAAUUAGGUUUAGAAAAUCAUAAUUAUUAAUACUUAUACAGAAUAACUACAAAACAAUAUUCUGCAUUAAACAAUAGGUGUUAUUGUGCGAAGGUCCAUAUCACUGGUUAUUUAUUUAGCAUUAUUAUGUUUAAUUCCGCUACCAUUACUAUCAAAAGUUCUACAAUUUUCACACGUGUCACAAAACAUACGUAGAGGAAAUGAUAGUCAAAAUUGAGGGCUAAUAUGAGAGGUUGUAGAACUUCUAGUAGUAAAGAUUGUAAACAAUUUUUAGUUGUGGGGGCAGUCACACACGUACUAAUGAUAGCGGAAUUAAAUAAAAUAGUUUAAACACUGAUACGAGUAUAUGUUGCAUAUCAUAUAAAUUUAAGUGUGAUUUUGUUAACAAUGGCACAGCUCUGUAUCACAUCACAUGCAUUACAAACAUGUACUAGUAUAUGGAAUUUUACAAACCAAAGGAAAAACAUGUUGCAAUAAUACUUAUAAUUAUUUGUAUUUUAAACGUAGUGCUCAAUGAGUGAAACCGACAUAUUUUUUGACAAAGCAAACCUUGAAGUUUAAGAUAUUAUAAAUGCUUACAUCAUCUGUUACUUGUAUUUAUAAUGAAAUAUUUAUUAUUUUAUUUAUAGAAUGAAUAUAAUGUGUGACAAUUUGCGUUUUAAGUUGCUCAAAUGUAAUAAAUAAGUUUGUAACGGAAGUUAUUCAAUCAUAGAUAUAUAGUAUUUUGUAUUACUACUAUAAUAUUCAAUUUGAAAGAUAGAAAAUAUAUAAAAAUAGACCAUUUGUAAAAUCGCUCACAAGCAUGUAACAGAGUAAUGUUGAUUUGUUUUCUUUUACUUGUAUUACUGUAAUGCUUGCCGUAGACGAGAAAUCGAUGAGUUUGUAAUCUCUCUGGAAAUCAUACGUUAAGGAGAUUUUAACGCCAUAAAAAAAUUCUAUAAAAACAGAAUAAACAUUACAAAAUUAAUUAGAAAUCGGCAAACUAAAAAUCUGUAAUCUUAUUGCCGGAUAUUUGUAAAAAUAAAGAUAAGAUAGCGGUUUUUAUUGACAACACUGAAAUCAAUUAUUAGAUAUUAAUUUAUUAUUGAUGUAUGUAAAUUUCUUAAAACAUUAAAACGGGUAGAAAUAAUAAUAAGAAAAAAAAAUUAAAUAUGAUUUACUUUAAAAAUAAUAUUUAUAUUUCCUUCAUGAUCCCAUUUUAUUAUUUUUGCGUUUUAUGGAUGGUCUUUUAUACGAGAGUGAAUAUAUGUUACUGCAAUAUAUAAACGUUUAAUAUAUGAUUUAAUGUUAUUAUUAAUAUGUAUGGAAGUAAACUAUGAAUCGUUUGUCUUAUUUUUAAAAUGUUUUUAAAGCUUUUCAUAAAUUUUACCAUGAAUGUAAUAAUAUUAUUGAAAUCCAUGAAAAUGAGAAAGUAAGAUGUUACUGUAUUAAAAUAGACUAAAGAAAUAAAACUGAUUGCUUUGAAUUUUAAAUGAAAUUAUCAGCCAGAUAAAGAAACGUUAAUGGAUGAACUGCGCAGAACAAUAUUUCUGAUCAACUUAAGUUUUGGUGAAUUUCAGAAUUAUGAUACAUAACAGGACAGACAGAUAGACUAAAUCUGUAAUUCAAUUUUGGUUUGCAAUGCAAAAUGCAAAAGCAGUUUUACAUGGAUUAGGAGGUUUCAUCUAGAAUUAAUUUUAUAAAGUUCAAUGAUAUAAAAAAAACAUUAGACAAUUAAAGUGCAGUAUAAAAUACUUAUUUACUCAACGAGCAUUAAAUUUUUGCUUCUAAAUUUUAUAUUUUAUUUGAAACUUAAUAGUUAUUAUUUCCUGUAAAAUAAUAUUAUGACGAGUUUCUAAGUUUUAUUCUUCCUUAACAAAUGAGUAAAAGUUUGUUAUGCUAUGUUUUUCAAACAAAAAAAAAGCAGUGUACUUUUCCUAUUUUAAUGAAGUUUUAUUACAUUAAUUAUAUAGUUUUUAGAAUUUAUUUUAAUUAUAAUAUUAUGAGUGUAACCCAUCGAAGCGUCUAAGUAUAACUAGAUUAAUAUUUAACAAUUUUCAUAAUAAUUCCAGUUUUGUUAUUUGAGAUUAGAAAUAGUAACAUCGACAGAUAAUGUUAAGUAUUUACUCAUUAGUAACCAAAACAUGCCAUAACAUACUUAAGUAAAUUACUUAAAUAAUUAGGUAUUUACGAAUACGGGUUUCUUCAGUUUUCAAUUAUUUUAUACAUUAGUAGUUUCGUAGUUAUAUAUAGAUAAGAUCUAAAUGAAAGACUACUUGAAAUCGAUCUACCUCAUAAUUUAAUUUGGUUUAUUAGAGUUUAUUGAUAAGUUAAUUAACAUUUACAAAUUCUAGCAUUUAUUUUUUCAUACUAUCUUCGCUACGCCGAAUUUUUAGGAUUUGUAUAUCUUAUGUUUAGAGUUUAAAAUUUUGUUUUUUUUUUAAUUAUUCAAAGAAAAUAAAUUUAAAAAAUGUGUCGUAUUUUAUUUGUUAUAAUUGCCAACAUUAUUAUUACUA
Messenger RNA from Galleria mellonella (greater wax moth), 3995 nucleotides. RefSeq names its product protein lin-28 homolog (gene lin-28). The record is from RefSeq and is a predicted model, not a curated record. The transcript has 6 exons. Bases 135 to 785 code for a protein of 216 amino acids. Gene Ontology annotation, molecular function: nucleic acid binding; zinc ion binding. Lineage: Eukaryota; Metazoa; Arthropoda; Insecta; Lepidoptera; Pyralidae.